GUACUAGUGAAGCUUUUUUAUAAUUAUAAAAUAGCAACAAAAUGGCUGAUGAUGAUGAUGAUGAUGAUGUUGCUACCAUACUUGAUGGAAGCUUUAAUACCCGCCUAGGCAACCUAGAUCAGGAGAUUGGAGGAGUUGUGCUGCCAGGGACUAAACCAAAUCCUGUUGUCCAAAAACCACAGGAUUAUGAUGAUGAUGGUUAUGAGUACUAUGAUGAUGAUGAUGAUUAUGAAUACUAUGAUCCAGAUAACGAUGGCAAUCGUGCACUAGGCCCUGUUUCCCCAGAACCUGUGCCUAUUAGAAAAAGCAAAUGGCAUCCACAGGUUGGGUUAGCUCCCAGUCCAAAUGUUAAAGAUGUUGGUAGUAAACUAGAUUCUAGAAAUAGGAACUAUAAACCCCACACACCAAGGAAAGUUGAGAUAUUUAACGAUAAGGAAUAUUUAAAACGAGUAAAGAGUCCUAAGUUUGGUCGGAAGAGUAAAAGUGCUGUUGUGGAGAGUACACGAACAAUACAGAGUCCUGAGGGAGAGUUGUUAUCUUCUAAAAGACAGCAGAGGAGUAGAGAAGGAUCAUUGUACAGGGUUAAAACUGCAGACGUGGUCUCUCACACUCAGUAUGAGGCGGCAUUCUCCAAGAAAGGAUAUGAAGUCAAACCUAAACCUCAGGAGGAUUGGAAAGCUAAAAGUGCGAGGUUACAGAAGGAACAUGAGCAGUUGCAGGUUGACAUAAAACGAAUGGAGAAUGAUAAUCGGAACGGACAUUACAAAUAUUAUAAUUCUAAUGGAACCCAGACCUUGGAUAGGAUGACCUCUGCAGAGAAGAAACUAGCCGAGGUUGACCGGCAGAGGAAACUACUUGAGAAGGAAGAGAGAAACUUCUUGUUAGAUAAAGAGAAGUCACAGAAGAAACUUGAGUUAGAGGAAAGGAACUUCUUGUUAGAGCUGAAGAGAGUUGAACUAGCGAGGAAAAGAAUUGAACAGUUAGAGAGGGAUGAACUCAAAAUGAUGGAGAAUACACAAGCACUGGAAAAAAGUGCAGAUAAAAAGCUAAGAAUUUUAGAAGAAGAAAGAAACCAAGUGAAAGACCAAAAGGAGCAUCUUGAAAAAGAAAAGGUUUUAGAGGAAGAAAGAUUACGACUAGAAGAAGAAAAAAGAAAGUUUGAACUUGAGAAAGAAAGGAAAGCUCUGGAAGAUGAGAAGAAAAUGUUUGAAGAAUAUAAAAAACAAUUUCAGCUUGGUUUAGCAAUGGAAAGGGAGUCCAUGGAAAGGGAAAGGUUUGAGAACUACACAGUCCCCAGAAACCAGUAUUAUGAUGAUGAUAUCAAACCUUUGAGAAUUGAUCCAUUUGAUGACUAGCAUCACUACUAAUGCCCAAUAUAAUCUGAGCCAUGACAACUCUUGUAUUGCACGGAUAUUGAGAUAAAUGCUUAAUUUAGAUCUUUUGUUAAUCUGCAGAUUUAUUUAAUAUUUAUUCGAUAUCUCACAUUGUAAUCGUACCCUGGAUAUCGAGAUCAGGCCAUCAGGAUCAUGAGUUACCAACAAAAAAGUACCCAGCUCUGUUUAAUUAGAUCAUUUCCAUUUGGUAAAAUUUCAGAAGACACCAUUUUCAAACAUUGACCCACAUGCUUUAAACAAAUUCAAAAUUAAAACACAAAAGAAUAGAAAAAAAACUAAAUUAAGCGAAAAUAAAUGUUUUUAAAAUUU
Molecule: messenger RNA, 1703 nt
Organism: Eurytemora carolleeae
Lineage: Eukaryota; Metazoa; Arthropoda; Copepoda; Calanoida; Temoridae
Product: inner centromere protein A
Exons: 18
Coding region: 42-1355 (437 amino acids)
Source: RefSeq, a predicted model, not a curated record